UUAAAUUUGAAAUUCACUUCAUUUCGUGUUGCAAAUGCAUCGAAUCGUUGCAUUGAAUCGUUUAUCGUUUAAAUAAACAGGUGCAUUUAAUACAAUAAUGAGCGCUCAUUAAACUUUGUAAUUGGCGUAUAUUGACAUUUAUCAAAAGCAUUAUUCCUCGUAUUUAUGAAUUAAAUAAGAUGAAUGGCGCUGUUAACGGGAAUAGGAAUGGCGAGUACGUCUUUCUGGUCUACGAGUAUGACUAAGCAUAUUUAUCGGGAAAGCGUAAAAGACAGGGGAAUUCGGGCGUUCUCAAGGCUAUUUUAUUCUCGAGCGUGAAAAAUUAACGAAUCAGAAAUGACCAUGGAUGGAAAAAGAUCGAUAAAAAUGGAUCCAUUGUCACCUGGUCCAUGUCUGGACAUUAGCGACGAUGAACUUGUUACGAUAUCGGUACGAGAUUUAAACAGACAAUUAAAAUUACGUGGAUUAUCUAGGGAAGAAAUUGUGCGUAUGAAACAGCGAAGACGUACGCUAAAGAAUAGAGGAUAUGCAGCUAGCUGUCGUAUAAAACGUAUUGAACAGAAAGAUGAAUUAGAAUCUGAAAAGACUCAAGAAUAUCGAGAUAUGGAAGCCAUGCAAGAGGAUAAUAAUCGUAUGAGGGAGGAGGUAGAAUCUUGGCAUUCAAAGUAUCAAGCGCUCAAAAAGUUUGCCCAAGAAAAGAAAAUUAUUAUUCCACCAGACUUGGAAACCAUAUAAAAUUUAAAUGUAUUGAGAUAUUAACUCUUCUCCAUUAUUAAAAUUAGAUUUAAUAAUGGAAUUUGUUUUAAUGUUGUAACAUCUGUGCUAAUCUGUUAAAUUCUAGAGACUUUUAUUUGUAGGACAGAAGACUCUCUUUAGCUUGCACAUAUAAUUUUCGAUUAAUUCAUUCAUAUAGAAAUAAUAUAAUAUAGAAACGAGUGUGUCUCUUUUCUUUCUUUUCUUUUUAUAGAAAUGUCUAUAUACAAAAUACACACACACACACACACACACACAUACAUACAUACAUAUGUACCAUACAUAUUCUUUUUUAAGUAUAAAUACAAGAAAAUAUAACUUUAUACAUAUACAUACAUAUAUAAGAAUAUAAAUAAAAAGAAAAUAUAAAAACAUCGAGUUGAGAUAAAAGAUGGAAUAUAUGGUAAUUUUAUUAAUUCUCAUAUAUUUUCAUUUUCGGUACAUAAUAAAAGUAUUAAUCUGCUAAU
Messenger RNA from Formica exsecta, 1220 nucleotides. It is a transcript of the gene maf-S, whose product is annotated as transcription factor MafG. Gene Ontology annotation, molecular function: RNA polymerase II cis-regulatory region sequence-specific DNA binding; DNA-binding transcription factor activity, RNA polymerase II-specific. The transcript has 3 exons. The record is from RefSeq and is a predicted model, not a curated record. Gene Ontology annotation, cellular component: nucleus. Lineage: Eukaryota; Metazoa; Arthropoda; Insecta; Hymenoptera; Formicidae. Bases 337 to 735 code for a protein of 132 amino acids. Gene Ontology annotation, biological process: regulation of transcription by RNA polymerase II.